Folsomia candida is the source of this 1725-nucleotide messenger RNA. RefSeq lists its product as uncharacterized. The record is from RefSeq and is a predicted model, not a curated record. Lineage: Eukaryota; Metazoa; Arthropoda; Collembola; Entomobryomorpha; Isotomidae. The coding region runs from base 541 to 1587 and encodes 348 amino acids. The transcript is spliced from 3 exons.
UAAACUCUUCUCACAGAAAGAUAACUGACGAGGAAGGAUUCAGUGUAAUUAAAUAAAGUUAAAUACGAUGCAAGUUAAAAGAAUCGUGGCGAAGGAUUACCAAUUAAUUCAUUGAUUGAGUAAUAAUUGUUAAAAAUUUGAAAACAUAAUUUACGAAGUUUACAACGUCACAAAGAAGUUUAUACGUUUCCGUAAUGUUUGUCCAUGCUUCAACGUCGUUAUAAUGUUUUUUAAUAUGAUUUCAUUGUUUCGUACAAAAUAAGAUGAAAUAUGAAUUUGUCAUCAAAAAGCGGUCUUACAAAGUUCGAAUUAUUGAAGUUAAAAGAUAAUUUGUUUUAUCGGAAUUAUGAUUUAUUUUCUCUAUUGCUUUUUAAUUUGAUACAAUUUUUUUGUGUGGCAGGUGAAAUUCCCCAGAUUGUGUUGGUAUCUAGGUAUAAACUGUAGAAAUACGCGUGUUUCGUUUAAAAUUAUGUAAAAAAUAGAUAUUUAAUACUAAAAAAGUGGCAUUUUCGUGAAAUUUUAAACCCAAAUUCUACAAUCAUGGGGUCUGCAUAUUAUUCGAUGCUACCAUGUGGUCGGUUUUAUCCUCAGGAAAACUAUGGAGAAAAGCUGAAAUGCCAUACUUGCAAAAAUCAAGGAAAUCCUGACCAACUUAAUUUUGAAGAACAUUAUUCUCCACUUCGAAAUUUACUGAUCAUCGACAAAAUUUUGGACCAUCUCGACCCAGCCUCCACCCUCUCAGCCAGAUUGAUCAGUUCCUUAUGGAAUUCAGAAAUCUGUCGAAGAAUCAACGGCCCUAAAAAAUCCGUCCAAAAAUAUAAAACCAUUUCAAACAAAAUUCAACACUUGAAAUUUUCCGCUCACUCGGAACUCGUUGACUUGCUAAAAUUUUGCAACUCUGCCUGCAGAAAAUUCUUCAUGACGUCGUUCUACUUUAAAUUACUGCCAAAAUUCAGCAUUUCCAUGUUGAGCGAAACUACGUUCUCCAACUUUCUCCAAGAUUCCAUUACACGGGUGAAAAUUGCCGUCUACACGAGCCACGUUUCCCAGUGGUUCGACCUCCUCAAGAAAAUGCGGGCUUUGAAACACUUGUACAUCAUUCGAGUUCCGGAAUUCGGCCGGGCUAAUUUUCAAGACGCCGGGAACUACAAACUCGUUUCGAACUAUGACGAUAAAAAUUUAAUUUUAGAAAAUUUGGUCACCAUUAAAUUAAAAAGUUUAGCUUGUUCCGAACAUUUUUUCAGGUUUCAUGAUUCCGAUUUGAACGCGAGUUUGAUCUCAUUUUUGAAAUGUACGCGGAACGUGAAGCUCCUGCAGUUUGUCGGUUGGCCAGGAAAAGCUGUCGAGGUUUUGGACAAGGUGAAAGUUUUGGGUGAAAAUUUGGAAAUUUUGCGCAUCUCGGGUGGGAGAAAGUUGGGGGAGGAGGAUAUCAAAGGAUUGACAGGAAUGGACUUUCCCUCCAUGAAAAGGAUCGAGCUCAACGUUUUAGAGGAGAAAAGAGGUGGCGUUGGAGACCACGUGUGGGGAAAGUUUAUGGAGAAAGUUGGUCAGAAAGUGAGAGUGGUGAAAAUUGCUUGGCAUACUUAAUUUUAAUUAGUAAUUAAUUAAUAAUUAAUUAUAGUUUGAUUUUUUUAUAAUUCUGUAAUUAUUUUUUAAAUGAAUCUUGGCGAUAAGUCAUUGAGUCCGACUUUUAGGAAUAAAGUUUUCAACUUGGUUUAAAAAAAA